AUGAGCAAAGAUGAAAUGUUGUCGGUUGUUUCAUUUGGCUUUUCCAACAAAAGGCUCAAUCCGGGCAUGGUUGGACAGUAUGGCAACGGCCUAAAAUCAGGCGCAAUGCGUAUCGGCAAAGAUUUCAUAUUAUUCACGAAGAAGGAAGGCUUGAUGACUUGUUUGCUUUUGUCGAGAACUUUUCAUGAGGAGAACAACUUGAAGGAGGCACUAUGA
This is a messenger RNA of Gongylonema pulchrum, 216 nucleotides long. The record is from the annotation of a GenBank genome assembly. NCBI's taxonomy places the organism in Eukaryota, Metazoa, Nematoda, Chromadorea, Rhabditida, Gongylonematidae.